AUGGAAAUGGAUAUCGACCCGAGCCCCGCUUACCAGCGCUCCUCGCGCAAACAUCUACGGUCUAGCGACGACGAUACCUACGAUUGGAGCUCUGACAUAUCUGGACAAUUCGACGAUGCCGAAGAGACACAUGCAGACGAGCACCGAUCGUCGACGACGAAGCAGACCAAACGACGUCGCUCGAACGACUGGCCACUGCCUGAAGAAGCGGCUGAUUAUGGAGCCCAUGAUCGCCGCACCCAGCGCGGUGAGAACGGAAGUCUCAGCGUGAGCGCAAAUGGUUCAGGACGGAAAGUCUCACCACGCGCUUCACCUCGCGGCUCGCUCGCUUCGCUGCGCGCUCGUCAUGCUGCCGCAUCUGCUUCCAACCCCCGCCGUCUCAGAGGACGGACAUCGCGAUUCGUGGAAGCGACUAUGAGUGAUAGUAUCAGCGAGAAACCGCCCAGUAUCUACUUCCCGGAGCAGGAAAACAAGCAACCUGGCCUCCAGCGCCGCUCUUCUGGUAUUUUUCGGUUCGGGAAGGCUAUCGCCUCGGCCUUUAAUCCCUUCGGUGGAUGGGGAAAGAGCUCCGAGGGAUCGCCUAAUAAGUCUCCGCAGAAGGAUGUUAUCAACCAGGCCGAGCAGGCCUAUGCGGAACUGAAAAAGUCAGGCUACAAGGGUACGAACAAGGGUCAUUACAUGGAGGAUCUUGGUGUGAACACUGCCAUCGCCGACCAGACCUGGCAGUCUAUCCAGCAUAAGAUGGGAUAUGGUUCUCCACUCAAAGACUCGCAUUGUCACUCAAAUGAUCAAAGACACCAUGCUGCACCCUCGCGCUCUGAGUCUUCGGCUUCCAAACGCUCGUCUCUCCAGGACCUUCGCCUGCCAAAGUCCCUCUUCCAUAAAUCCCAUGGAUCGCCAUCUACUUCCCCUGCAGUGUAUUGCGAUAUGACUUCUGAUGAAUACGAGCCGACUGGACUGCGCAAGCGACCCUCCCGCAGGGAACUCUCGCGCCAAACCAAGCUGCUAAAGAAAGUUAGCAACCUCGAGGAGAAGCUGCAACGUGCCCGGCGGGAGCUUCGUGACCUCACAGGAAACGAGGAGCGGGUCCCAACACCUAUAACCCAACCAAAGGUCCUAAAUACCGAGAUGGACCCCGCGUUGUUCCCAAGAAAGUUCGUCCCCGGUGCACUUCCCACUCUGCCAUCGGAAAGGCUUCUUGAUCAACAGGCCGCAGAAAAUGAAGCGUCUGGAUCCGAAGCAGCCAACCUAACGGCCCUGCCGUCCAUGGAAGGCCGCGAAAGUUUCUCCUUCGAAGAAUCACGACCGCAAACCCCGGCUACGGCCCAAAGUCCAAAAUGGCUCUCGAAAGGGUCAAAGCCGUCAUCCAUGGGUAAGGACCGCUCUUCCCGUAAACGGAAGUCUUUCAUUCCUGAACCUAUCGAUAGUGGGAGCCCUCCUAAGCCCAAUUCGACGAAAGGCAUCAACGAUCACGAACGCGAGCAAGAUAUCGAGGGUCUGAUUGACGCCGGCCUACUUAACCCACCCGAAAAAGCGAAAUGGCUGAAAUCCGAGGCUGGUGAGAGCCCCGGCUCAGCCAAGCGCAAGCAAGCCAUCGAUCACGCAGCUCCCUCGACCGAGCACGAAGAAGAGGAUGCAGGAGGAAAUGCAAGUGUCACGCGCAACAUCAAAAGGUCCCCCUACGUUCAACCCCGAAAAGUCUCCGGAACCACCCGCUCACCAACUUCCAAGCCCACAACCCCUCUCCGUGUAAAGAAGAGCCAGGCCAGCAUGCGUCCGGCGUCUUCGCCUGCCGCUGCCUCGGACAGCGAUUCUCGUUUUAACAUCUGGUCCACGCCUCUGUCUGCUUUGCCAGGCGACUCCCACCGCGAUGCCUUCUACCACCACCCACAGCGCCAGCUCAAUCCUAACCGUAGCCCUCGCACUCCGACACGCCCAAAGACGGGUCAUACUCGGAGGCGGUCUGGAUAUCGCCUCGAUGACGAUAUUCCGCCUGUACCGCCUCUCCCUGAGGAACUUCGUUCGAGUGCUGCGAAGGUGAAGGUGAAUAGGUCACCUAAAAAGAGACCUGUCUCUGCCCCGGUGCUUUCUCCGUCGUCGGCUUCUGGUGCGGAUUCUGUGAUUUCUGGUCUUGGGGAUUACCACUGGCCUGAGGAUAUUUUCUGA
Messenger RNA from Penicillium griseofulvum, 2166 nucleotides. Its product is annotated as putative nuclear RNA binding protein. NCBI's taxonomy places the organism in Eukaryota, Fungi, Ascomycota, Eurotiomycetes, Eurotiales, Aspergillaceae. The transcript has a single exon. Bases 1 to 2166 code for a protein of 721 amino acids. The record is from RefSeq and is a predicted model, not a curated record.